Exophiala bonariae is the source of this 315-nucleotide messenger RNA. RefSeq lists its product as uncharacterized. Lineage: Eukaryota; Fungi; Ascomycota; Eurotiomycetes; Chaetothyriales; Herpotrichiellaceae. Bases 1 to 315 code for a protein of 104 amino acids. The record is from RefSeq and is a predicted model, not a curated record. The transcript has 2 exons.
AUGUUUUUCAAACAGACGGGCUACAAGCCACGCACGAACAGCCAAUCAUCAGGUAAAUCAGGAAGCGCCUCUGUAGCCAGCAGCCCUCCCAAGGACGAGACCAAGACAGCCAGUACGGCUGCUGCUGGUGACAAUACCGUUGUCUCAGCGGCUGUCGCUGGACGACGAAGAUCCUCAGCUGCUGGUGCAGACAAGUUCGCUGGACUGCAAGGCUUGAAGCGAGGGAGCCAGGAUACGACCAAGUGGGCGGAGCAGAAGCCUGGCCAGGAUGGUAUUCUGGGUGGUAUGUGGAAUAGCUUUACCAAGGGUUCAUAA